AUGUCUUUGGGACCUCCUGCAUUCGACAUUUGGUCUGUUGGAUGCAUUCUGGCUGAAUUGAUUACCGGCAGAACCCUCUUCCCAGGCUCUGAUCACAUUGACCAACUAACGAGAAUAAUGAAUGUUGUGGGAACACCGGACGAAGAGUUCUUAGCGAAAAUCCAAUCCGAAGAAGCGAGAAACUAUAUUAGAAAUCUUCCGCGAAUGCCUCGCAAGGACUUUAGAAGGCUAUUUUCAACUGCUAGUCCAGCAGCAGUGGAUUUGCUAGAAAAAAUGCUCCAGCUUGAUCCCGAUUACAGGCCUACGGCUGCAGAAGCUAUGGAGCAUGAGUAUCUAGCUGCGUAUCACGACGAAACUGAUGAGCCAGUUGCUGAAGAAUUAGAUCUGGAUGAAGGAAUGGAGACCACCAACAUAGAUGAUUGGCGACGUUUGAUUUGGGAUGAAAUCGAGGAUUUCGCCGUAAGUUAUUAUGAACUGUCAACAUUUGUGACUUAUGCUGUUCUCAUUUUAACUAUAGCCAACACUAUAGCAUUAACUUUAAUUUAA
Strongylus vulgaris is the source of this 546-nucleotide messenger RNA. The record is from the annotation of a GenBank genome assembly. Lineage: Eukaryota; Metazoa; Nematoda; Chromadorea; Rhabditida; Strongylidae.